Messenger RNA from Salvia hispanica, 1314 nucleotides. RefSeq names its product glutamine synthetase cytosolic isozyme 2-like. Gene Ontology annotation, cellular component: cytoplasm. The record is from RefSeq and is a predicted model, not a curated record. Lineage: Eukaryota; Viridiplantae; Streptophyta; Magnoliopsida; Lamiales; Lamiaceae. Gene Ontology annotation, molecular function: glutamine synthetase activity.
CUCUGGUUUCAAUACAAUCAUAUUUUUCCUGAAGAGAGAGAAAACAGAGAGAGGGAGAGAAAGUUGUUGAUUUCUUCGCAAAAUGUCUCAGCUUUCAGAUCUCAUCAAUAUCAACCUCUCCGAAACCACUUCCAAGAUCAUUGCUGAAUAUGUUUGGAUUGGCGGCUCUGGUAUGGAUCUUCGGAGCAAAGCAAGGACUCUUUCUGGACCAGUAAGUGAUCCUGCAAAGCUGCCGAAGUGGAAUUACGACGGGUCUAGCACAGGACAGGCUCCUGGAGAAGACAGUGAAGUUAUCCUCUACCCUCAAGCAAUUUUCAAAGAUCCUUUCAGGAGGGGGAACAACAUUCUGGUCAUGUGCGAUGCUUACACACCAGCAGGUGAACCAAUCCCGACGAACAACAGAUACAAGGCAGCAAAGGUUUUCAGCAACCCUGCAGUUGCGGCUGAAGAACCAUGGUACGGCAUUGAGCAAGAGUACACUCUGUUGCAGAAGAAUGUUAAGUGGCCUCUUGGAUGGCCAUCUGGUGGUUAUCCAGGACCUCAGGGCCCAUAUUAUUGCGGAAUUGGAGCAGACAAGGCUUAUGGCCGUGAUAUCGUAGAUGCUCAUUACAAGGCAUGCCUCUAUGCUGGAAUUAACAUGAGUGGCAUUAAUGGGGAGGUGAUGCCUGGCCAGUGGGAAUUUCAAGUUGGACCUGCAGUUGGCAUUUCAGCUGGUGAUGAGUUGUGGAUUGCUCGUUACAUUUUGGAGAGGAUCACCGAAAUUGCUGGGGCAGUUGUUACAUUUGAUCCCAAGCCUAUCGAGGGUGACUGGAAUGGAGCUGGUGCUCACACUAAUUACAGCACCAAAUCCAUGAGGGAAGAGGGAGGCUAUGAAAUCAUCAAGAAGGCUAUUGAAAAGCUCAGCCUGAAGCACAAGGAACACAUUGCUGCAUAUGGUGAAGGCAAUGAGCGCAGGCUCACUGGAAAACAUGAAACAGCUAACAUUAACACAUUCAAAUGGGGUGUUGCGAACCGAGGUGCAUCUGUUCGCGUUGGGCGAGACACAGAGAAGGAAGGCAAGGGAUACUUUGAGGACAGGCGGCCUGCCUCAAACAUGGACCCAUACAUAGUCACUUCAAUGAUUGCUGAGACGACCAUCCUCGGAAAGUGAGUAAGGAAUGUAGUUUUAGCGAAGUAUUGGAUUGUUUGUUUAGCCAAGUUUCUGCAUUAUUAUCAUCUAUCACUUUCUCCUUAUCAGACCUCUGGUUCCAGGCCUUUCUUGAUUGAGAGCCUGCUUAAUAAGAGUUUAUAUAAUACACUACUAGUUAUGACGUA